AUGGAGGGCAUCCUGGAGGAGAACCCAUCAAGCCAGGACGACUCCCAACCGCGUCGCCCGACCUCAGAACACCAUGAAGCCACAAACCAAGCAAAAAUAGCAAGUACCAUCCACCACGCGAACAAACACGUCACCACGGACCCACAACAUCCUGAGAAAGCCAGGGACAAAGCGGCACAAAUCAUCCAGGAUCUCUGUCUCCGGGUCCAAGAACUUGAAGGCAAACUAACUAACAGAGAAAAACACAAUAACGAGCACGGAAGCCAGGCAACUUCCAGGUCAAGAUCCCACCGCGGCAGGUCGCCAACUCGGCAACACGAUAGGAGAGAAGAUCGCAGCACCUCACGCAACCACCGACACGAAAAAUCGCCAGAACGGCGAUACAACAAGAAACACCACCGCAGCGCUUCUCGGGAUCUAAGUCGUCAACACAAUUCGGACGAGGACCGGAGAUACCAAAGCACCAAACGCACGAGAAGCGAUCACACCAUAAUGGGAGCUACACCCUUCACAGAAAGAAUCUUAAGAGCGAAACUCCCCAAAGGUUUCGACAAACCUACCGACAUGAAGUAUGAUGGAACCAAGGACCCUCAGGAACAUCUAACGGCCUUCGAGGCCAGAAUGAACCUAGAAGGAGCGGCCGACGCAGUCCGGUGCAGAGCCUUCCCGGUAACCCUUGCCGGACCGGCAAUUAAAUGGUUCAACGCCCUCCCGAAUGGGUCCAUAGCCAGCUUCCACGACAUAGCACGAAAAUUCAUGGCCCAGUUCACGACCAGAAUCACCAAAGCCAAACACCCCAUCAGCUUGUUAGGGGUCACACAAAAGCUAGACGAAUCCACAAGAAAAUACCUCGACCGCUUCAAUGACGAAUGCCUAACAGUCGACGGACUCACGGACUCCGUUGCCAGCCUCUGCCUAACUAACGGGCUCAUGAAUGAAGACUUUCGCAAACAUCUCACCACUAAACCAGUAUGGACCAUGCACGAAAUCCAAAACGUCGCCAAAGAUUACAUCAACGACGAGGAAGUCAGCCAGGUCGUCGCUGCCAACAAACGGCAGCACGUCGCUACCCAACACGGCAACCCGACUCCCCGUCAUAACCCACCACCCAAAGAGAACCAACGAGACCACCUUAAACCAACCCACCGACCACCAAGAAUAGGAAAAUUCUCCAAUUACACCCCCCUAACAGCACCAAUUACUGAGAUAUACCACCAAAUAGCAGAUCGAGGUAUCAUCCCCAAAGCCCGACCACUCAAGGAAAGGACAGGAGGAAACAAAGCCCUCUACUGCGAUUACCACCGAGGAUACGACCACAAAACACAAGAUUGUUUCGACCUUAAAGACGCCCUCGAGCAGGCCAUACGAGACGGCAAACUCCCAGAGUUCGUCAAAUUCAUCAGAGAACCAAGGCGCGCCGAUAGAGACAAGUCACCAGAAAGAGAAGGACGCAACCCGAGAACACAAAAGCCGCCCCCCAGGGAAAACCCCGAAGAGGAUCCGACCAUCAUAGUGAACGUCAUCACGGGCAAAGACGUAUCGAAUAAGUCAAAACUAACAAUGAAAAAAGACCUCAAAAUAAUGGCCGUCAGGCACCACGACCCAGUCACCAUAGCCGACAGCACGAUAACUUUCUUGCCGGAAGACUGCCAACACGGCACCUCGGCCGAAGACGCCCCCUUCGUCAUAUCAGCCCGAAUCGGAACAGGGCUAGUAAGAAGAAUACUGGUGGACACUGGCGCCGACUCUAACAUCCUCUUCCGAGGAGCUUUCGACAAACUCGGGCUCCGCAACGACAACCUCCAAACACACCGCCACGGCGUCACGGGCCUCGGAGACAACUUCCUCAAACCAGACGGCUCGGUUACCCUUCCCAUCACCAUAGGAACAAGCAACCAGAGAAAGACGAUCUUAUCCGAAUUCGUAGUCCUGAAAGACUCCACAGCCUAUAACGUCAUUCUCGGGAGGAAAACAAUCAACGACUUCUCUGCAGUCAUCUUCACCAAAUACCUCCUCAUGAAGUUCAGGGCCGAUGACGGCACCAUCGGAACCAUUCACGGAGACCGGGAAGUCGCAGCCGAAUGCGACAACAAUAGCUUAGCCCUAAGGAAAAAAUCCCGGGACGCAGCCGGAAUAUUCCUUGCCGACCUAGACGCACGACUAGACGGUCAACCUAGACCGGAACCAGAAGGAGACAUGGAAAAGCUACAGAUAGGGCCAACCAAAGAAGAAUACACUUUCAUCAACAGAAACCUCCCGUACGACCUCAAAGAAGAACUCUCCCAACUUUUGAAACAAAACAGAGACCUGUUCGCAUUUACACCAGCCGAUAUGCCGGGAAUAAACCCCGACCUUAUGUCUCACCAUUUGGCAGUAGACCCCCUAGCCAAACCAGUGGCACAAAGAAGACGGAAAAUGUCACCAGACCGAGCCGCCGAGGUCCGAAAACAGGUGAAAACCCUACUCGAAGCCAACUUCAUCCGAGAACUCCCUUAUACGACCUGGCUAGCCAACGUCGUACUGGUAAGAAAAUCUAACGGGAAAUGGCGAAUGUGCGUCGACUACACGGAUCUCAACAAAGCAUGCCCGAAGGACGCCUUCCCCCUACCGAACAUCGACGGGCUAGUGGAUGCGGCAUCCGGCCACCGAUACCUCAGCUUCAUGGACGCAUAUUCCGGCUACAACCAGAUCCCGAUGCACCGACCAGACGAAGAAAAAACAGCAUUCAUCACCCCGGAAGGAACCUACUGCUAUAGAGUAAUGCCCUUCGGCUUAAAAAACGCCGGAGCCACCUACCAGCGACUUGUUAACAAGAUAUUUCGCAACCUAUCCGGAAACAAAAUAGAAGUCUACAUUGAUGAUAUGCUCGCCAAGACGGAAUCCGGAGAGCAACUAACCGACGACCUCAAGGUAAUAAUGAACACCCUGCGAAAGCACCAAAUGCGACUCAACCCAACAAAAUGUGCCUUCGGAAUGGAAGCAGGAAAAUUCCUCGGCUUCAUGAUCACGCAACGCGGAGUUGAGGCAAACCCGGAAAAAUGCCGUGCCGUCCUUGAGAUGACAAGUCCCAAAAACCUCAAAGAAAUCCAAAAACUCACCGGCCGACUAACCGCGCUAUCCCGGUUCCUCGGGGCAUCGGCCCAAAAGGCAAUCCCUUUUUUCAAACUUAUGAAAAAAGGAAUCCCUUUCAAAUGGGAGAUAGAAUGCGAAGAAGCUUUCCAACACUUCAAAAGGAUUCUAACGGAACCUCCAAUCCUCGCAAAACCCCAAACAGGGGAAACACUAUACCUAUACCUCUCCAUAACAGAAGAAGCAAUCGCAGCAGCACUCGUCCGGGAAAACGAGAAAAAGGAACAAAAACCCAUAUACUUCAUAAGCAAGGUCCUACAGGACACAGAAGCCCGCUAUUCACGCUUAGAAAAGCUAGCUUUCGCACUCCUCUCGGCAUCCCGACGGCUACGACAAUACUUCCAAGCCCACCCCAUAACGGUCCGAACCGACCAAGCGGUCAAACAAGUAUUACAAAAACCCGACCUGGCAGGAAGAAUGUUAGCAUGGUCUAUCGAGUUAUCCCAAUUCCAGAUCAGGUUCGAACCCCGAAACCCCAUCAAAGCACAGGCCUUGACCGACUUCAUCGCUGAAAUGACUCCGAUCAAACUCACCCCCGAACCAUGGAAACUGCACGUAGACGGCUCAUCAAACUCCACUCACGGAGGCGCCGGAAUUAUACUCGAAAACCAAAACGGGAUCAUAAUUGAACAAUCAAUAAGAUACGACUUUCCAGUAUCAAAUAACCAAGCAGAAUACGAAGCCCUCUUAGCAGGACUGAACCUAGCCCGGGAAGUCGACGCCAAGGUACUCGAAGUAAAUACCGAUUCCCAGGUAGUGUGCUCCCAAAUCAACGGAAGCUACCAAACCCGGGACCCCCUACUCCAACAAUAUCUAAAUAAAGUGAGUGAAUUAAAAGGAGAAUUCGAAAACGUCACCAUACAACACGUCCCCAGGGAACGAAAUGCCAGGGCGGACCUGCUCUCCAAGCUAGCCAGUACGAAGUCGGGACACGGCAACAGAUCACUAAUCCAGGAGGUCGUUAAGUCGCCUUCCGUAUCGACAAUAAUCAACGCACAUCUAACAUCCUCAAACCGGGAGUCUUGGACAUACCCUAUCUUACAAUACCUCCUCGACGGAACCCUACCACCAGACCCAAAAGAGGAAAGGCGAAUAAAAAGAGAAGCCGCCAACUACACCAUCAUAGCAGGACAACUAUACAAACGCGGAUUCUCGCAGCCCCUACUCAAAUGUGUCGAACCCGGGAACACGGAAUACAUACUCCGCGAGAUCCACGAAGGCUGCUGCGGUCACCACAUCGGAGGAAAAACGCUAGCUCAAAAAAUCAUCAGGGCUGGCUAUUUCUGGCCCACGAUCAUUCGAGAUUCCAUACAAUUAACAAAAAGCUGCGACAAAUGCCAAAGGCAUGCCAAUAUCCACCAAGCCGCCCCACACCAACUCAGCAUUAUAUCGGCAGAACGGCCAUUCGGCAGUUGGGGAAUCGACCUCGUCGGGCCCUUCCCCACAGCACCCGGCCAACUCAGAUAUCUCGUCGUCGCCAUAGACUACUACACCAAAUGGAUUGAAGCCGAGCCCCUGGCCUCCAUAACAGCGACCCAAUGUCGAAAAUUCGUCUGGCGGCAUAUCAUUACCCGAUUCGGAAUCCCCGAAGUCAUCAUCUCAGACAACGGAACCCAGUUCACUGACAAAAAAUUUAGAGAACUCCUAGAAGGAUUGCACAUAUCCCAUCGCUUCAGCUCGGUAGAACACCCCCAAACAAACGGACAGGUGGAAUCCGCCAACAAAAUAAUCAUUAAAGGACUCAAGAAACGACUCGACGAAGCCAAGGGACUAUGGGCAGAUGAGUUGGGAUCAGUCCUAUGGUCGUACCGAACAACACCCCAAACGAGCACGGGAGAAACGCCCUUCCGAUUAACAUACGGCGUAGAAGCAGUCAUCCCAGUGGAAAUCGGGGACCCCAGCCCCAGAAAAACGGUCGGAGGUAACGACGAAGAAGCAGAACGAGACCUCAUGGACGAAGAAAGAAGCAUAGCUCACGUCAAAGAGUUAGCACUCAAACAAAGAAUCAGCCUAAGGUACAAUCACGGCGUUAUCCGACGAGAAUUUGCGGACAACGACCUCGUCCUACGACGAAACAAUAUCGGUCCCCCGACCCCGGGAGAAGGAAAGCUCGCCCCCAACUGGGAAGGGCCAUACAGAAUCAAGGCCGUAAUUGGAAAAGGAGCAUAUAAACUCGAACGACUAGACGGCAGCGAAAUACCAAGAACUUGGAACGCAGCCAACCUACGAAGAUACUACACUUAA
Arachis stenosperma is the source of this 5373-nucleotide messenger RNA. RefSeq lists its product as uncharacterized. Gene Ontology annotation, biological process: DNA integration; proteolysis. Lineage: Eukaryota; Viridiplantae; Streptophyta; Magnoliopsida; Fabales; Fabaceae. The record is from RefSeq and is a predicted model, not a curated record. The transcript has a single exon. Gene Ontology annotation, molecular function: nucleic acid binding; RNA-DNA hybrid ribonuclease activity; aspartic-type endopeptidase activity. The coding region runs from base 1 to 5373 and encodes 1790 amino acids.